UUAAGCGCUACCAACCAACCAAACCAACUGGUUGCUCUCCAGUUUAUUAUUGUUUUUGUUGUGUUAAUUGUGAGGUUAUGAGCGGUUCCGAUUCUGAAGACUCCGAUGGUUUCGUGGGGCCCGCGCCCCUCGAGCCUCCGGCGCCCAAGAAACGCAAAGUUCUGCCGUACGAGAACCUCUACUUGGAGAACCUGCCGAACGCCGAAUCCUACGAGAAAUCCUACAUGCACCGAGACACCAUAACGCACUGCUUGGUAACAUGGACGGAUUUCAUAGUCACGGCCAGCUGCGAUGGGCACAUCAAGUUCUGGAAGAAGGUCGAGAAUAACAUCGAAUUCGUGAAGCAUUUUCGCAGCCAUCUGGGACCCAUCAAGAGUAUAGCUGCGAACGCUGAAGGCAGUCUGCUGUGCUCCGCUUCCAGUGAUAGAUCGUUGAAAAUCUUCGAUGUCAUCAACUUCGAUAUGAUCAACAUGAUUAAGCUGGACUACGUGCCGAGCUGUGUGGAAUGGGUGCAUGGAUCGGGGGACGCUGUGCAUUCCCUGGCCGUGGGUGAUAUGGAGAGUGUGAAGAUUAAUAUUUACGAUGGCAGGGGAACGAAUGAGCCCUUACAUACGUUAGAUAAAAUCCACACUAAACCAGUUACAAUUAUUAAAUAUAACGCUGCUUUGGAUAUCACAAUUUCAGUGGAUUCAAAUGGGAUUUUAGAAUAUUGGUCAGGAAUGAAAAACGAUUUUGGAUUCCCUAAAAACGUUGGGUUCGAUUCUAAACUCGAUACGGAUUUGUUUGAGUAUGCUAAGAACAAAACUGUGCCAACAGGUUUGGCGAUUUCCAAGGACGGUCAGAAGUUUGCUACAACUUCGACGGAUAGAAGAGUGCGGGUGUUCAGUUUUUACACUGGGAAACUGUUGAGGGUGCUGGAUGAGACUCUGCCGAGAUUCACGGAGUCGCAGCAGUCGAAGCAACAUUUACCCAACAUGGAGUUUGGGCGGAGGAUGGCCGUGGAGAGGGAUUUGGAGAAGAGCGAGUUUUACACGUUGAACAACAUCGUUUUCGAUGAAUCUGGAUAUUUCGUACUGUAUCCGACGCUGCUGGGUGUGAAGCUGGUGAAUAUAGUUUCUAAUAGAUGCGUUUGCGUGAUUGGAAAGAACGAGAAUUUGCGGCUGCUGCACGUGUCUCUGUAUCAAGGAUCGGCGAAGAAGGGAAAAGCUGCCGUGACGCUGCAGAUUGAAGCCGCGAAUAAUCCUAUAUUAGAAGCGAUCAAACCGGAUCCGACGCUGAUCUGCACUGCGUACAAGAAAUCGAGGUUCUACAUCUUCACGAGGAGGGAGCCGGACGAUCCGAGCAGUCACGGACAGGACAGGGACAUCUUCAACGAGAAACCUUCCAAGGAGGAUACGUUCGCUGUUUCCGACAGUCCGGCCACGCAGCGGUUGUACGAGACCGCUAUAAUGCACACGGUGUUCGGAGAUAUCCACGUCAAGUUACUGCUGAAGGACACGCCGAAGACGGUGGAGAACUUCUGCGUGCACAGCAAGAACGGUUAUUACAACGGGCACAUCUUUCAUCGCGUGAUCAAGGGCUUCAUGAUUCAGACGGGCGAUCCCACGGGGAACGGUACCGGGGGCGAGAGCAUCUGGGGCGGAGAAUUCGAGGACGAGAUCAGACCGCAUCUCAGGCACGACAGACCGUACACGUUGUCGAUGGCGAACGCCGGACCGAACACCAACGGAAGUCAGUUCUUCAUAACGCUGACGCCGACGCCGUGGCUGGACAACAAGCACACGGUGUUCGGACGUGUCAUCAAAGGUAUGGAGGUCAUCCAGAACAUCAGCAACGUGAAGACGAACGCGAAAACCGAUAAACCCUUCGACGAUAUUCGGAUAAUAAGCAUCACGUGCAAAUAGACGCAACCGAAUCUUUUACUAU
Molecule: messenger RNA, 1926 nt
Organism: Nicrophorus vespilloides
Lineage: Eukaryota; Metazoa; Arthropoda; Insecta; Coleoptera; Silphidae
Product: peptidylprolyl isomerase domain and WD repeat-containing protein 1
Exons: 2
Coding region: 78-1904 (608 amino acids)
Biological process (GO): protein peptidyl-prolyl isomerization
Molecular function (GO): protein binding; peptidyl-prolyl cis-trans isomerase activity
Source: RefSeq, a predicted model, not a curated record